This is a messenger RNA of Arachis duranensis, 2364 nucleotides long. Its product is annotated as probable serine/threonine-protein kinase WNK7. The transcript is spliced from 8 exons. NCBI's taxonomy places the organism in Eukaryota, Viridiplantae, Streptophyta, Magnoliopsida, Fabales, Fabaceae. Gene Ontology annotation, cellular component: cytoplasm. Gene Ontology annotation, biological process: protein phosphorylation; intracellular signal transduction. Gene Ontology annotation, molecular function: ATP binding; protein serine/threonine kinase activity. Bases 169 to 2181 code for a protein of 670 amino acids. The record is from RefSeq and is a predicted model, not a curated record.
CAAGAUUAAACUACUAUUGGACACAGUUCAGAUAAGUAUAAAAAGCCAAAUAGGCAUUUCCAGACUCCAGUCAUUGCGAGCUUUCGUGAGAUUGGAGAACAUAACAAGGGUUUGGCCGUUUGGACUUUCCAAUUCCCGAUUCCGAAUAAGGAUUUUAGCUAGGUAUCGAUGAGUUUAACGGGUACAGAAAGCUCAGAAGAUGGUGCAGGGCAUCCAGAACCUCCCGAUCCUGAUGUUCUUGAAGUUGACCCUACCUGUCGCUAUAUUAGGUAUAGAGAAGUCAUCGGCAAAGGAGCUUUCAAAACUGUUUACAAGGCAUUUGACGAAGUCAAUGGAAUUGAAGUUGCAUGGAGCCAGGUUCAGAUUGAUGAUGUGCUACAGUCACCAGGUGACUUAGAGAGGUUGUACUCAGAAGUGCAUCUCCUGAGAUCACUGGAACACGAUAACAUAGUAAGAUUCUACAAUUCAUGGAUUGAUGAGAAGCACAAAACUGUUAACAUGAUUACCGAGUUGUUUACAUCGGGCAGCCUCAAACAGUAUCGGAAAAAACACAAGAAGGUUGACAUAAAGGCUAUUAAAGGAUGGGCAAAACAGAUAUUAACAGGCUUAAGCUACCUCCACAGUCACAACCCACCAAUCAUACAUAGGGACCUGAAGUGUGAUAAUAUAUUUAUCAAUGGUCAUCAGGGAGAAGUUAAAAUUGGAGAUUUGGGGCUGGCAACUUUCUUGGAGCGUACCAAUGCCAAGAGUGUUAUUGGAACCCCGGAGUUUAUGGCACCAGAGUUGUAUGAUGAAAAUUACAAUGAAUUAGCGGACAUAUAUUCAUUUGGUAUGUGCAUGCUUCAGUUGGUGACUUCUGAAUAUCCUUAUAGUGAAUGCAGAAACUCAGCUCAGAUAUACAAGAAGGUUUCAUCUGGUAUAAAACCUGUUGCACUUUCUAAAGUCAAAGAUCCAGAGGUAAAAUCCUUCAUUGAAAAAUGUCUUGUCCCAGCAUCUGAAAGAUUGUCUGCAAGGGAGCUUCUGAUGCAUUCCUUUCUUGACUUGAAUGGUUCGACAAGGAUUCAUCCUUUUCCAUUACCAGAUAUUGUUCUUCCCAAAUUUGGAGCCUUUGAAGGCCGAUGCUUGAUGUCAGAAGGUCCUACUAGUGCACGUCAUGGAACUAUUUCUAUGGAUCUUGGUGGCACGAGUGAACUACCUGUGAUCACCGUAUUUGAUAACUCUACAGAUGAUGCAUCAUCAUCUCAUUCUCCAUCUGUUGAGAUAAGAAUGCCAAAGGGAGGUGACAUAUUCUUUCUCAAAGGCCAGGAAAAUGAUGAGAAUUCUGUAUCAUUAGUUCUCCGGAUAGCCGAUCAGAGUGGAAGGGCAAGAAAUAUCCAUUUUAUAUUCUACCUUGACACUGAUACUGCUGUCUCCAUUUCAAGUGAAAUGGUUGAGCAACUUGAGCUUGCUGAACAGAAUGUCCUCUUCAUAGCUGAGUUAAUAGAUUUGUUACUGCUGAAGUUGGUUCCUGACUGGAAACCUUGUGUUUCAAUUGACCAUUUGGUUUCUCCAAAUGGUAAAUAUCAUGUGACCCAACGUAGAGCCUUGGAGUCGGCAAAAUACCAAGAAAUCCCAAAACUUUCCAGCCAAAUUGUGCCUCAAGAGUUAGGUGCCUUAACCUCAGCUGGAAGAUCAGCUGCAGACGAGAACCAUGAUAAUAUGGAUUUUGAUGAGGUUGUAUCUCAAGAGAGCAUUGGUAUGCAAAGAGCAACUAAGACAGAUGAUUUGUGUUCUGAGGUGUCGUAUGCUUCAGCAACAUCAGAACUCAACGAUAAUAAGCUUUCUGUGGCUUCAUUUAUGUCUUCUGCUGAAUCAGGACUAGCAGACUUAAACAUAACUAUACCGAAUGGAGGGAGUCAAUCCUCAUUUGUACCUGAAAUUGGGGGAUCUCCUGAUUACAGGAUCAAGUUUUCAGAAUUGGGAAGUGCUGAUACAACGAGCUUCUCUACUCAUCCUUCCUCUGUGCUUGAACGCGAGGAUGAAUUCAGAACAGAGCUAGAAAUGAUUGAACAGAAGUAUCACGAGGUAAUUAAAGAUUUUUCCAGAAGAAGAUACCAGGCCAUCAUGGAGAUUAGAAGAAGAAUGUCAGAAAAGAUGCUAUCAUCAUCAUCAUCAUCAUCAUCAUCAUCAUCGUCAUCAUAGAAUAAUCUUUGUUUUUAGCCUUUUUUUCUGGAGGGGUACAUAUUUUACCAGUCUUUUAUUAGGUAGAUUCUGUGUCCCAUCCUUCUUUCAUUACCGUGACAACUGUAAAUAGCACGGUGUGGAUGAAAAUGUUCUCUUGCCAUGGCACUCAAAUUCUAUUAUUUUAUUUUUCUGGACGACAAA